Molecule: messenger RNA, 596 nt
Organism: Vanrija pseudolonga
Lineage: Eukaryota; Fungi; Basidiomycota; Tremellomycetes; Trichosporonales; Trichosporonaceae
Gene: MMF1
Product: Protein MMF1, mitochondrial
Exons: 4
Coding region: 22-420 (132 amino acids)
Cellular component (GO): cytosol; mitochondrion
Molecular function (GO): deaminase activity
Source: RefSeq, a predicted model, not a curated record
ACACACACACACACACACACAAUGGCAGACGACCGCAAGACGUACCUCGUGCCGGGCUACCCCGCGCCGCCUUCCUUCCUGUCCACGGCUAUCGUGUCCGGCGGGUUCAUCUACUGCUCUGGCGCGCUGCCCGUCACGCCGGACGGUAAGAUGGUCGAGGGGACGUUUGGGGACCGUGUUACCGCCGUCCUGGACAACCUCGAGGCGGUGCUCAAGGCGCACGGCUCGGGCCUGGAGCACACGGUCAAGGCGCUCAUCUUUAUCACCGACUACGCCAACUUUGACGAGCUGAACCGCGUCUACACGCCGCGCAUGCCCACGCCCGCGCCCGCGCGCUCGUGUAUCGGCGCGGCCAAGCUCCCGCGCGGGUCGGAUAUCGAGAUUGAGCUCGUGGCGCUUGCCCCGCGCGCCAAGCUCUAGGCGGUGACGAGCUGGCGAGGUGGCGAGGAGAAGAAUCAAAAGAGCAGUAGUGUAGUGCAAGCAAGAUCAGAUGCUAUGAAGUUGUCUAUCGAUGUGUUACACGCGCGGGGGAGGCUCGACCUCCCGCCGCCUACUUGAACAUGACGCACACCUCCGCCGCGACAACGAGACAACCC